AUGGAUUUCUACAGCGAAAUAAUAUUUGUUAAAAACCUUUAUGCAUAGAUACCUUACUUAUAAUUUAUAAAAAAUUAAGAUCAAAAGGCAAUAAAUAAAUAAUUUGAAAUUUAAAAUAUUUUUAUUUUGGAAAAUUACAAGAAAAAUGAUUAAAUCUAAAUUUAUCUUGACCAAUUUACUCAAAACUUGAAUAUAGGUCAUAUUCAUUACUUAAACAAAUUUUCUUAGAAAUUUUACCUUUUUUUGAAAAAUUUGCCAAACACUACAAUUAAAAACAUUGAUUUGAAUUUAGACAAUUACUAAAAUAAUUCAGACCUUGACUAACCUAUUAUUACUGGAGUUAAUUUACAAAAUUUUACUUUAAGAAAUGCAAAUUUUUUGUCUAAUUUCAGCACACUCAAUAUCAACAUAUUCAAAUUUUAAAACGUGAAUACAAUAAAAAUUGAAUAGUUGAGUAUAUAAGACACAAUUUUUAAAUAAAAAUUGGUUGAUGUAAAUAAAUCUAAUUAUACACUCUUAAGUGGUUUUAGAGUAAAAAAUUGUUUCUUUAAUGAAAGUCUUAUUGAGAUGCAAUAAACCCAUAUAAAUAUAAUAAAAAACUCCAUCUUUAUCUUAGAAUCAAAUUCAUCCUUGUUUAACUACUUUUCAGCUUUAGAUAAUUUAAAUUAAACAAGCGAGUCAAUUACAAAAAACUAAAUGCUAGCUCUUUUUGACAAAAAAGAUGGCUCUAAGUCUUUAAUUAAUAUAUAUGAUUUUUAAGAGGUUUAUGCCUAAGAUACUGCUUACGAAGUAAUAUUAUAAAAUAUAUAAGCAGAUUUUAGUGGGUAUGAUUCUAGAUUUAUAUCUGUCUAAAAUCCUCAUUUUGAAGUAUUAGUUGAAAAAAGUAGCUUUUCAAAUAUGAAAUCGUCCCAAAAUGGAGGAUGUCUAAGAUUUUAAAAUACAACCGCUGUCGGCAUUGGUUCAUCUAACUUCACCAAUUGCAAAAGUAAUAAAUUUGGAGGAGCUAUUUCUAUUUUUCCUAAAAAUUUACGCUAAUAUACUAAUAUUACAGGGCUCAAUAUUAUAGGAAAUAGUGCUUUAUUUGGAGGAGGUAUAUUUGUUAACUCGAGAAGCACUAUUGACGAAUAAAAAGAUGUUACCUUUAAAAAUAACACUUCAAGUUAUUUAGACAAUGAUUUAUAAGUUUGUAAACUAUCAUUUGCUAUAAAAUAAAUUAUUGAAUACAUUCCAAAUUAUUUUUAGCAAGAAUACCUAAUAAGAAACAUACCUUUGAGCAAUAAUGUUAACUUAACACCUGGUUCUAUAUACGUUGUUGCUAUUGAGUUGUAGUUUUUUAGCAAUCCAAGUGAUGAUGAGGAUUUUUAUACAAUAGAUAAUUUAAUUUUUGAGGGAAACAUGUACGAUUAUUGUUUUUUAAAAUAGGAAAAACCAUCAUUUGAAGAUUAUGCCCAAUAUCUAAACUACUCAAUAAACAUAUAAGAGUUUGAUCAAAAAAACCCAUAUAUUUUAUUUUAGCCAAACUCUAAGCUCUCCAAAUAUUAUACUAACUUCUAAUAUGAAAUUGAAAUAAUAGAUAACAUCGCUUUCUCAGCCAGUUAAUGUAUAGAAGGCUAAUAAAGAAUCUAAUUUAAUAAUUUAGAUAAUUCUAGGUAUAUUUGCUAAUACUGUUCAUCUAUGUCAGCAAAUAUCAGAAAUGAUACUUUUGAAUGCCAAAGUUGUGAUUCUUAGUUAUUCUCUAAGUGCUAUCUAAACUACACAGAGUUAAACACAGGAUAUUGGAGAUAGAGUAACUAAAUUAGUAAAGAUUAAAUUUACAAAUGCUAGAGCGUAUUUCAUGAUUCAUGUAUUGGAGGUAGUGGAUAUGGAAACUAGCUAUGCUCAGAAGGAAGAGUUGGAAAUGAAUGUGCUACGUGUGAUGAAACUUCCUCUUAUUGGAACUCUACUUAUACUGCAAGUGGACUCUAUUCUUGUGUUAAGUGUGAAGAUAUUUAGCAAAAUACUCUUAAAAUAUCUCUUGGCUUUUCACUGUUUAUAAUACUUCUUUUAAUUAUCAAUUUUAAUAACUUUAAGAAAACAUAAAAUUUCCUUUAUCAGCAGUACCUCUCACAAAUGAAGAUCAUUUUCAUAGGUACUAGUUUUACUAAAUUUGGACUUGCAUCUGUCUAUAUAAAAGUAUUGUCAUUCAAUGCUUCUCUCCUUGUCUUUAUCUAAAAUUAACUGGAAAUUAACUUUUAAAACUCGAUUCUUUAAACAUCAAUUUAAUAUUCAGCUCCGCUUUAAACGACUUUUGCAUCUGUAAACUGUGCCCUCUAUGAAUUUUUUCCAAGUAGUUAGCAUUAAGGCAUAAUAAGACUCAAAUUUUACUUAAUUCUACCACUGGUCAUAAUUCCUUUGACACUUAUAACUCCAUUCUUAAGAUACUUAUUUAAAUUGUCAAGUCUUAGGUUUUUGAAAUACAAUAUAGCUCUUUCAAUAAUUUAUACUCUAUUUAUCGUUUUUUAUAAUUUAAUCCUUAGUACUAUUUUAGAUUCCUUAACAUGUAGAAGUUUUGGUAAUGGUGAAAGAGCACUCUAAUUAGAUUUAACAGUACCUUGCGAUUAAGCAUCUAACUAUUACAUUUACUCAUUGAUAGGAUUGGCAGUUUACUCUAUUUUAGUCCCUGCAUAUUUGAUUUAUAGUUUGAUAUCUCGCAAACAUAAGUUAUAUGCAACUUAAACCCUAUUUUAAUAUGGGUUCUUAUAUUUGGAAAGAUCUUUUUUUAGAAUACUCAGUUUAUGA
Molecule: messenger RNA, 2778 nt
Organism: Tetrahymena thermophila SB210
Lineage: Eukaryota; Ciliophora; Oligohymenophorea; Hymenostomatida; Tetrahymenidae
Product: transmembrane protein, putative
Exons: 2
Source: RefSeq, a predicted model, not a curated record